AUGAAAUUCGGAUAUCUGUUAUUUUGCUGUAUCUUGAUUAUCGUUGUGGAUUCUUUCAACCCCUGGGCUGGUUGCCCGGAUGAUAAGGAUUUCGACCCAGGCAUGUUCACAAACUGUCCAGAUGGUUGGUUUGGUUUCGACAUAAACUGCUAUACAUUCUUUACGACCGCGCCAUUGAACUACCUACUAGCUAAGAAAAAUUGUGAAGUAACGUUGGGAAAAAAACACGGUGCAUUGUUGCUAAGGAUCGAUACGCUUGAACAACAUGACUUUAUAUCAAAAAAGCUGGAAAGUAUUGCUGUGACAAGGACCAUGCGCUGGUACACCGCAGGGAUGAUGCGACCCGAUUCCUUCGGGGAAUUCAUAUGGGAGGGUCAUCCAUCGAGUUAUCAAAACGUCAGAGCAGAACUCAUGUCCCUGUGGCUUGACCGAAUCCCAGGAGUCCGCGAAAAGGCAACCUUUCCUGCCGACCGUACGAGAAUUGUGUACGGCUCGGAUGGAGCUCGCUGGGGUUGGUACUUGGAUACUGCAGUCCCUGCAAGAAAUUAUAUAUGUCAAGCACCAAAAGCAGUGGCAACUCAACUGCUUCCAACGGCGAAGUCGUUAACGUAUGGUGAAUAUUCUACCACUUCAAAAAGGAGAGGUCCCUGUUUCCUACGCCAGCCAGAAGAUGUUCUGUAUGUUCAAAGACUCAGCUCUGAUACAUAUGCUGAGCUAAUGUGUGAGGCUAAUGGAAAUCCUCAGCCAACGUUUAGGUGGUAUUCCGUCAGCAUAGAAAGCAAAACGGACGCUUCUGGUGUGACAGUGACAUGGCUGAAACGAACGCUAAUUGAUCCAAAAAAGGACAUGAGCGGGAGAAUUUCAAUAAGUGCUGGAUCGCUUGUCAUCCAUGCCCCGGACAGUUCCACAGACGCCCAGCUGUUUCAGUGCGAGGCCACAAAUGAACUUGGGAGCGUUCUCAGUCGGACGGCUCGAAUAGUAUUUGGUCAACUAGAGAAAGCCCAAAAACAACCAAGAAAUGAGAGAAGAGUGUUGGCCCACAAAAGCGAAACACUUCCAUGCGACCCUCCACCCCACUCGCCGCAAGACAGUCUUUUGUAUACAAUUUAUAUGAGCAAAGAUGGCCAACUAGAACCCGUGAUUACCGCUUACCGUCCGAAUUUGUUCAUCUCUCAAGCCAAAGGUUUGAUAGGAUUCUCCGAAGUUACAGCCCUAGACACCGGGAUCUAUGUUUGCAUAGUCACAAUGCAGUUCAAUGGAGUUCGUUUGUUUGAUUCACCUAAAUUGCCGGACAUGCCGUUCACAGUGACUCAGAGCAACGAACCCAGACAGGAGCCUAGAAUUUACGACGACUUCCCGGCUAUUUGGCCUAGCAAUCCACAACGGGGUCAGUUUGUUCGCCUGGAAUGUUUUGCAUCUGGAUAUUCGCAGUUUGAAGGUUUGACCUAUACAUGGCGUCGGCGCGAAGGGCUCCCAAUUCGACCAGGCAGCUUGAAAGACUUUGAUCGUGUAAUUGAGCUUCCAAAUGUACAACCCGAGGAUCAGGGUGAAUAUGAAUGUAGUGUGCGCGACUCACUCGGAAAGAAGGCUACACCGAGAUCAGUAAUGCUUCACAUCACGGCCAAGCCGUAUUUUCCCACCCCGCUGCAUGAUACAGUUGCAGAUAUUGGUACAGAUGUUACCCUCACUUGCGAGGCUGCUGCGAUUCCUGAACCCGAACACGCAUGGUACCGUAAUGGCAUCGCUGUUUCGGACCUUAUAAGUCAAGGGAAGCUGGAUCCGGCCCGUUAUGCCCUAAUUUCAGUGAGUGCAACGCGGUCGAACCUAAGGAUACUGAAAGUUCAACUAUCGGAUUCGUCCAUGUUCACCUGCCUGGCGUGGAAUAAUCUGGGUAGUGAGGCAUCAUCCGGAGAGUUGCGGGUCAUCAGUUUGGCUCCGACGUUUGCACGUCAUCCCGUGAUGCCGAAUGAAGGGAUGGUUGGAGGUUCUGUGGUGAUGGAAUGCCGGCCAGAGGGUGCACCAAGUAUGAAGACACAGUGGCUUCACAAUGCAGCAGUACUAAGUCCUGGUACGAGCAUAAUGGAUCCCGAGACGGGUUCAGCCACGUGUCCAACAAAAUAUUGCACACUUCCAAACGGAAACCUACUGAUAGUAAAUCUAGUGAAUGCCGACGCUGGAGAAUACGCAUGUGUGGCAACCAACAGUUUAGGUGAAGCGAGGUCCAGCGCUUUUCUCACUGUAAUACCGUCGUUACAGCUCCAGCUUAGUCCGGUGAAUCGCGUUGUCUACGAAAAUUCCACUGUACUUCUACCUUGUCGCGCAUCAAGCUCUCCGUAUCUGGAUAUCAACUAUGCUUGGUUUUUUGAGGGCGUUCAAAUUAAGUUCGACCGGCUUGAUUUAGAUGCACGUCGGUACGAUGUGAGUCAGCUUCUCCGACCCUACGGUCGUUACUUUGGCACACUUCGGAUAACCAACAUACAAUUUGAAAAUUCCGGCAAUUACUCUUGUGUGGCAGAGACCCCAUUGAGUUCCAUUUCCACUGGUGGACUCAUAAGAGUAGCUGGACCACCAGGGCCAUGUGCAGGUCUCAUGGUUGAUCCUCAAAUCGGGACACAUAGGGUUAAUGUUACCUGGACCGUUGGAAACACGCAUCUCUCUCCAAUCACUGCCUUCACGAUCGAAGCAAACGCAAAACUAGAUCCCCCAGAGAAGUGGACGGUGGUCGUAUCAAAUUUGUCAUUAACGGCCACCGAAGAACUGUUACCUUUAGGACGAAGAAUGGCUUUUGUUGAAAACUUGGCCUCUAACAUGGCAUACAGGUUGAGAGUGCGAGCCAUCAACGCUCUUGGAAUUGGAGCUCCAAGCCCACCCAGUCUGUGGUUCACAACGCUGGCAACAGCACCCACCAAAAUGCCGCAAAAUAUAACUGGUGGUGGUGGAAAGCACGGAACACUGGUAUUUCAGUGGGUGCCGCUGUCCCCGGUAGACUACAAUGGACCGGACUUCCGAUAUCGUGCACAUAUUCGUGCAAAAGGAAACAACGAAUACGGCAUCUACGAGCUAUGGAACACAAAGUCGCUGGAAGGAGGCAAGUUUCUGCAAUACACUCUUACAUUGGGAGAGAAUUUAUACUACAAGCCGUAUGAGAUCCGUAUGGAAGCUGUGAAUAAAAUGGGAGUUGGACCCAUUACAGAUCCUGUAACCAUCAUGUCUGCUGCGCGGGUCCCAACAAACGCUCCUGGUGGAGUGACCGCCGGUGCUUUGAACUCUUCUGCGAUCACCGUUUGGUGGACCCGACCAUUGCCUUCCGAGGGUCAAGGUCCAGUUGGUGGCUAUCGAAUUCUCUACUGGCCUCGUGUGUCUGACUGCCGCUCAGAGCGCUCUGAUAUAGCUCGAUAUCAGCUUGGACAAAGACAAACUGUUCAUGGUGACGUCACCAAGGGAGUUAUCAUUGGCCUAGAUGCAGAUACGUAUUACUGCAUCGCUGUACAGCUUUUUAAUACAGCGGGUGAUGGCUUGGAAUCGAGCUUUACGGAGCAGACGACAUUCAAAAUUUCACCACAAGACUAUCCCACAAUGGUUAUUCUCAAUGCCACUGACAUGCCAAACACGAUACGUGUUUCAUGGGUUGGUGUCCAGGCCAAACCGGAUGAGGAGUCGAUCGAAGGAUACUGUAUCCGCUAUUGGCCUGUUGGAUCGCAAUUUAAACAGACAUUCACAGACGUAGACGUUGGUCUGAACACUUUCGGAUACGUUCGCGGUUUAGAGACAAACAAGCGAUACUACCUCCGAGUCUACGCUUACAGCCGUGGGGGUGUUGGGAAAAUGAGUUCACCUGUGAAUCAGUUCCAGAUAAUUCCUAAAGCACAAUGUAUCCCUGGCGCUACAUGGGAUGGCCCAGACUUCCGAUAUAAUUUCAUCUGCAAGGGUGCCAGCCUACGAAUCUCUUUAAGAGUGCUUGGAGUAGCAACUCUGAUGGCGUUCCAGUGGAUAUGGUAUCCUUACGGAUGAGAAACAUUCUAAAUGCGAGUGACUGGCUCCACAAACCAAAUGCUUAUCUUUGCCAGCAAGCUGCGCGUUUCUUUUGUAUUGUAUACUGUAUACUGUAUACUGUAUACUUGUAUACUGUAUUCUUUUGCCUGUACGAUCAUACGCGAGCGUCAACAAUAAGUUCUUCGAAGUCA
Messenger RNA from Opisthorchis viverrini, 4184 nucleotides. RefSeq lists its product as hypothetical. The coding region runs from base 1 to 4011 and encodes 1336 amino acids. Lineage: Eukaryota; Metazoa; Platyhelminthes; Trematoda; Opisthorchiida; Opisthorchiidae. The record is from RefSeq and is a predicted model, not a curated record. The transcript is spliced from 17 exons. Gene Ontology annotation, molecular function: protein binding. Gene Ontology annotation, biological process: cell-cell adhesion.